Drosophila albomicans is the source of this 756-nucleotide messenger RNA. RefSeq lists its product as uncharacterized. Lineage: Eukaryota; Metazoa; Arthropoda; Insecta; Diptera; Drosophilidae. Bases 10 to 651 code for a protein of 213 amino acids. The record is from RefSeq and is a predicted model, not a curated record. The transcript has 2 exons.
GCCAGCAGAAUGAGAUCGAUCAAUAUCCUGGCUAUUGCAGUGCUGCUUUUUGUUAGCCUCCUUGGCAACUUAAGCAAUGCCGAUGAGAGUCCUGGCUUCUUUUUGAAGAUCACUAAAAACGUGCCGCGCCUCGGCAAGCGCACCGAAAGUUUUGUCAUGAAGAAUAUAAAGACCAUACCUCGCAUUGGACGAAGCGAUCAAUCCACCUCUGUUAACCCACUUUUGGCCUGGCUCUGGAACACGGACUUGGAUGUGGAGCAGCCGCAGCUCAGUAAGCGACGUCUGCCUUCGAACGGUGGCAACGCAGCCAAUGUCGAACGUGAGUUAAACGUUGUGCAGCCAGUUAAUUCGAAUACACUGCUGGAGCUCUUGGAUCGGAAUGCUAUACCCUCUGAGCAUGUCAAGUUUGUGCACUGGAAGGACUUUGAUCGUGCCCUGCAAGCGGACAAUGACCUAUACUCGAAAGUUAUUCACCUGGGACGUAAUCCAGACCAACGUCUGAAGCAGGAUCUCAGUUACAGCAGCUACAUUCCCAUUUAUGGAUCCAAUGAUGAGCAGGGUCAAGAUUUUAUGCUCUAUAAGGAUGAUCGGGACUUGUAUAGUAAUGCUGCUCGCUACGAUCGCAAUUUCUUGCAGUACAAUCGUUUGUGAAGGAACUUGGUAUAUAAUACAAUUCCUUUAUUAGGCUAAUGUUGAUGUAUAUCUGUGCGCAAAUGGUUAUAAUAAAACCACGAAUUAUUUCGAAAUUUCGUGAGU